Molecule: messenger RNA, 2776 nt
Organism: Lingula anatina
Lineage: Eukaryota; Metazoa; Brachiopoda; Lingulata; Lingulida; Lingulidae
Source: RefSeq, a predicted model, not a curated record
UGUACAUUUCCGCCCAACACGGGGACUUGUAUCCACGAUUCACACGUAACAGGGACUGACCUCGUGGACAUGUCCAGUGCGGGGAAACUGGACUAUGAAUCAUGUUUUAUUCGGCACUGAGAUAUCUCUACCGUAUAGGCAGUAGACACAACUAUGUUGGCAAUACAGCGAAGCGUUUUGCUGAACCUUCACGAUGCUGUGCAUGUGCCGUCACGCAACUCCAAAACCCCCAGAAGAUGUGUAGGGGUUGGUCGUUGGAGAGAAAUAUCGUAAGAACUAAGCGACCAUACAGCACAAAAAUAACACAAGCUGACCUUCACUUCAUCAGAACACUUCAACGCAGUUUUGAAAAAAAUCAGUGGGACCUCGAAGGACGGAGUGUAGCAGAGAUUAUUCGUGAUUACGAGAAUGAAGGUAGUGCAGAUAGCCUUGACGGAGUGCUACGGUAUAUGUGGGCUGUCUGCUGUCUUUUGAAGGAACCACCUACGUCCCACCUAAAUGGUCAUUUAUUGCAAGAUGAAAGGUUAUCAUCAGCCCUGCAAACCAUCCUCAACAAGGGUUUGAUGAAGGAAAGUAACCCAAAGACAUUAAGCAGAUUGUUGUUAUUUGGGGGCAUAAUUCGUCCAACUUCAGAAGUCCUCCACUUUUAUGCGGAAGUGGAGAAAUGCUCGUCUCAGUUAUGGCCACAAUGGGAUUUAUAUUCUAAGACUCAUUUCUCUUUCUGGUGCAUAUACCUGUCUGCAAUACAUAAGCAGAAGUACUUUGAAGAAGAAAUCCGUUAUUUCUUGAAGAACAUCGUGAGUGAGUUAAUGGAGGAACCUGAUGAUGGAAUAUUUCUUAGACUUUUUGAAGUUGCAGUUCGUGUUUCCCAUGAACAAGGUGGAAAAUGGGUGGAUGUUAAAGAUGUUACAUUGUGUUUGCCAAAGCUUGAAUUGUGGUAUUUUUAUAAUGAAAACAUUGCCGUACAAUUAAAACCCAAUUUCAUUUUUGCAUAUGUCCAACUCUGUUUUAAAGUUCAGCAUUUGGUGUCCAAGGACAUUUCAAGGAAGAUUUUGAAGAUUCUUCAAAAGUCAUUGCUUAGUGAUGAACCUGAAGAGGAGAAGAUAAAGGCUUUAGAGUCAGUUCAAUGGAUUUUGAAGUUGAUCAGCUUUCAGAAGUUGAAAGAACAUUACAUGCAGUAUGUUACAGAACUUGCUGAAUUAUUCAAGAAGCAUGCUUCUCUUUUGCCAUUAAAGCAGCAGGUGGCUAUCUUGAGCUCCUUUGCUAGUAAAAAAAUGUGCUAUUCUGAUCAUGAAAUGCUUUUGAAAGUUGUUGAGAACUUCAUGGCUAAUUCACAUGAUAUUGGUGAGGUUCGGCACUUAGUUGAUGCUCACCUACAAAUGGAUUGCAAGCCAAGCAUUGCUUUUUUAACAAAAAUUAGUGAUUUAAUGCAAAAUCAGGGGGAAAACGCCGCCUCUUUCCAAUUAAUAAGCAUUGCUUGUCAUUUGAUGGGCCAUGGCUAUCAGGAAGACUUCAGUGGAAUACUAGAUUGUUGUUUGGGCUCUAAUCUAAUGAAGGAAAUAGAUAGUGUGAAUGAAGGCAAGGGACAUGUGGAUAGGAUGAGACAUCUCGUGAAGUUGUGUGGAAGGUUAGAAGUAGCCAAAAUUGACAAAUAUGUCAAGCAAAUUCCACCAACCCUCUACAAACUCCAUAGUAUUCAAGACCAGGCAGAUUGCUUGAAUGAAAUUUGCCAAAAACUGGGAUUUCAGGGGCUCUUAGCAGCUGUACGGAUGAUUCUUGGUGGUCCCCACACGGCAAGAAUCAUGCCAGUUCUUGCCAUUUCUUAUCCAGUUGUGGAAUUUUGUUUGAAUGAAUUUAAUGAACCUGUAGACGUGAAGCAGGUGCCCAGAGCCUUUGACCAAACUGGAUUACUUAAAAUGGAAAACAUGUCUGCCUUGCCAGAAGGAUGGAGCAGGGUAGCAGUGUGGCUUCUGCGUCAUUAUCAUGUCUGUUUUAACAAGCCAGACUUAAAUGGUGAAACGAAGGCAGCUUUACUGUACCUAAAACUUGCAGGGUACAACCAUACUGUGGUGGUCAAAGAUCUUUGGAGGAAGGGAAAUUCAUCUUACCACAGUCAUGUGAGAAGUGAAUUAAAUAAAAUACAUGGAAUACGGUUACCCAGAAGUUAGGAUACUUUGGAGUGCUUGAUGAGAGCAUUGAUUUAGAAGACGAUUAUGGACAGCUGCCAUUGAUCAGGAACCAGACUCGCUAGAUGUGAACCAGACCAUUUCGGCAUCUGAAUCUUUAGUAGUAUGAUUGAAAAAGGCAAAUUGUAUCUCAACCACUUGGAGUUUUACAUUUUUCUCAGCUAAAAGAUUGUGUUCUUGUGUGUAUGUUUAAAAACCUUCAUGUUUAGCUUUAAAAGUUCAUGAAUCUUAACAUAAAUGAGUACUGACAUAAUUACUUGGGAUCACAUGUAGCACAGAGUCAGUGUUAAAGUAUGGGGACAGACUAUUACUGAUAAAGGUGGUGGAGUUGUGGUGUCUUGAUCAACCCCCCUCCAGGUUGACCCUGUAAUGAAAAUGUGGACAUUUGAAAUAUGGCUAAUGCUAUACCCGUCUUGAUUGGAACUUGGCAACUAUGGCGGUGACAUCUUCAUCGUUUUAUUUUUGAAGAAUGGAAAAAAUUCUCACUCUGACUUAUGUUAAAUAUUGUGGUAUAUUUUAUGUCCGACUAGUUCACCUUAUAGAUGUGUAAAAAGUGUACACCCGUUUUAAUGUUACCUUGAAAUAAAGAA